AUGGAGAGGUGGAAGAUCAAACUAAAAAAGAACUGGAAAUUUCUAUCAAUGUUUACAGGGAAUGUAGGACACACUACUUUGAGGAUUCAAGGUUUUAUCAGAGGCAAACCUAUUAAUGUGCUGAUUGACAGUGGCAACACUCAUAGUUUUGUGACUCCCAAGUGGGCUAAAGAAGGAGUAGAGGUAGUUAAUACUCAACCAUUGACUAUUACAGUAGCUAAUGGGGAAAAAUUGUUCAGUACUGCCAGAAGCAAUAAGGUGAGUUGGAAGAUGCAAGGUUAUGAAUUUCAGCAUGAUUUCAGGGUAUUGUCUUUGGGAGGCAGUGACAUGGUAUUGGGGGUGGACUGGAUGGAGGAAUUUAGCCAUAUAUUGAUGGAUUUUAAGGCAAAAACCAUUAGUUUUGAGAAGGAUGGAAAGGCUGUUGUGAUUAGAGGUACUAAAAAAUUACCACUAAUCAAACCCAUAACAGGUGAAAAAUUUCAGAAAUUGGUGGAAAAAGAUACUGAAUUAACUGGAGAAAUUUAUUUGUUAAAUGCUGAAGUGCAAGACAAUUUAAUUCCCCUACCUUUGCAAGAAUUAUUGGAAGAGUUUAAUGAAGUGUUUGAAGAACCAAAAGGAAUGCCUCAUAGGAGACAACAUGAUCAUGCUAUUGUUUUGAAACAAGGAACACAACCAGUUAAUUUGAGACCCUAUAGAUUUGCUGAGAUGUUAUCAUCUUCUAUCAUACAAGUAAGUAAAAGCCCUUUUGCUUCUCCUUGUUUUCUUAUUAAAAAGAAAGAUGGAACUUGGAGAUUCUGUGUAGACUAUAGACAACUUAACUCUGCUACAGUUAAGAAUAAGUUUCCUAUUCCUAUAGUAGAAGACUUAUUGGAUGAACUAUAUGGUGCUACUUUCUUUUUAAAGAUUGAUUUGAGGUCUGGUUAUUGGCAAAUCAGGAUAAGAGAUGAGGAUAUUCAUAAGACUGCUUUUAGAACUCAUCAAGGGCAUUAUGAAUUUAAGCAGCAAGUGGAGUAUUUGGGGCAUCUUAUUUCAGCUAAGGGAGUGGCAACUGACCCUGCUAAAAUUAAGGCUAUGCAACAAUGGCCUCUGCCUAAGAACCUAAAAGCUUUAAGAGGGUUCUUGGGUCUCAGAGGAUACUAUAAUUAUUUUUUAGAAACUGAUGCUAGUUCAAAGGGAAUUGGGGUUGUUCUAUCCCAGGCAGGUAGACCUAUAACUUACUUGAGUAGGGCUUUGGGUCAUAAGCAUACAUAUCUUUCUAUUUAUGAAAAGGAAUAUUUGGCUAUCCUGAUGGCAAUAUCUUAUUGGAGACACUAUUUAGAGAGUGGGUCUUUUGUGAUUAAAACAGAUCAUGAACCUUUGAAACAUCUCCUAGAACAGAAAUUAACUACAGCUUUACAGAAGAAAGGGCUUACAAAGUUGCUGGGGCUGGAUUAUACCAUUCAGUACAGAAAGGGUAAAUCUAAUAAGGUGGCAGAUGCACUCUCUAAACAACAGAUUGAUUUUAGUGAGUUUUUACAGAUGGGGGUCACACUUAUAACUCCUACUUGGGUAAAUGACAUUGAAAAGAGUUAUGAAGGUGAUGUCAUAGCUCAAGAAAAAAUUCCUAUUCUGAUUCUUCAACCAGAGAGUAUGGAGGAUUGGAAGUUAACUAAAGGAGUUUUAUAUUUUAAGCACAUGAUUUAUGUUGGAAGUACAAGAGACCUUAGACAGAAGAUAAUUGUGGCUCAGCAUGAUUCCCCACAAGGAGGACACUCAGUUCCAAACAAUGCUUGGGAAGUGAUUACAAUGGACUUUAUUGAAGGAUUACCACCUUCAACAAAGUACAAUUGUAUUCUGUUGCUACCACAAGCUGAGUUGUGGUAUAACACAAAUUACCACACAACUUUACAGAUGACCCCAUUUGAGGCAUUAUAUGGGUAUAAACCCCCUAAUUUACACUGGUCAGGAGAGUCAAGGGUGGAUGCAGUUCAGAGUCUGAUGCAACACAGAGAUCAAUUGAAUUUAUUCCUAAGAGAGCAACUACUCAAAGCAAGCAAUAGAAUGAAACAAAUGGUGGAUAAAAGUUGCACUGACAGAGAAUUUCAAGUCGGAGAUGAAGUUUACCUGAAACUUCAACCAUAUAGACAUACAUCUCUUGCAUUGAGGAAGAAUCUGAAACUUGCUGCUCGAUUUUUUGGCCCUUACAAAAUACAGAAGAGAAUCAGUCAAGUUACGUAUAAACUUGAUUUGCCACCAGAAUCGAGGUUGCAUCCGGUGUUUCAUGUAAGUUUACUUAAGAAAAAAGUAGGGCAACAGGCGUUUACCUCGAUAAAUCCUCCGGAGGUUGCGUCAGACGGUUAA
Molecule: messenger RNA, 2340 nt
Organism: Hibiscus syriacus
Lineage: Eukaryota; Viridiplantae; Streptophyta; Magnoliopsida; Malvales; Malvaceae
Exons: 5
Coding region: 1-2340 (779 amino acids)
Molecular function (GO): nucleic acid binding
Source: RefSeq, a predicted model, not a curated record